AUGCAGGCGACUGUAGCUCAUCUCAUGGACCAUGUCACCGACCCAUCCGAUUGGAAAGAGGACUUUACUGUUCUCCGCAACCUCGAUGCUUCUCUUCGUUGCGAUCUUUGCUUUUCGUCAUCCAAGCGGCCUCCAUCUCAGCACAACCGCACCCCCAGUCCACGCAGCCCCAAUCCACGCAGCCCCAGUCGACGCAGCCCCAGUCGACGCAGAUCCAAGCGUAUCAAACCAGACCUUUGCAACUCGCACCCUCUCCCCAUCCAUGACGACCAAGAGCAGGAUCUCAUACAUAACACCGAUCCUCAGCACGAUGCAGAUUCAAGCGCCCUCAGCUCCAGUCCAAGCGCAAGCCUCCAAGAUGCCACUGGGCGAGCCUCGGAUCUGCAACUCAAAGCGGAUCACUUGGUGCAAUGUCCUAUCUGCACCCACAAUUUCACCGUCACCGCUCUCAAUCGUCACCUCGACAGCGCCAACUGCUAUCCCGGCUUUCCCCAACCAUCUCCCCAAGAACGAGGUCUUGCAUCCACCACCACCACCACCACCACCACCACCAAGUCCACCUGCUCUUGGUUCACCCAACCCCGCUGCUCUUCCAUUUCAGCCAGUUCAGAUGCAGCCAACGAAAAGCGACUCGUCCGACCGCAAUACAACCUGAAAUCCGAACGAGAACUUCGCAAGCUCCUCCAAGAUGCUGCCCUACCUACCAACGGUGACAAAGAAAAGAUGGUCCAACGACAUCGACAGUGGGUCAACAUUUGGAAUGCCAACCUCGAUUCUACAAAUGCUAGACGCAGCGCACUACAGCUCAGGCAAGGGUUGGCCGCUUGGGAACGUACCAAAGCUUCCGCAAAAGAUCAUUCUGCCCUUCUUGACCGGCACAAGUCGUCCUGGCUUCAGAAAUCGAACAAGUCUCAAUUCGACCAGCUCAUUCAAAAAGCAAAGAUCGCCACAACCUCCUCAUCCUCCUCCCACACCACGACCCAAUCUCCUCCUCCCACGCCCAACGAAACCUGCCAAGCCAACAGCGAGACAGAUGGACACCUGCUCACCUCAAACCCUGCCCAUCCGUAG
This is a messenger RNA of Ustilago hordei, 1071 nucleotides long. RefSeq lists its product as uncharacterized. Gene Ontology annotation, cellular component: nucleus; Rad6-Rad18 complex. Gene Ontology annotation, biological process: DNA damage tolerance; protein monoubiquitination. Gene Ontology annotation, molecular function: single-stranded DNA binding; ubiquitin protein ligase activity. The transcript has 3 exons. The record is from RefSeq and is a predicted model, not a curated record. The coding region runs from base 1 to 1071 and encodes 356 amino acids. NCBI's taxonomy places the organism in Eukaryota, Fungi, Basidiomycota, Ustilaginomycetes, Ustilaginales, Ustilaginaceae.